This is a messenger RNA of Kogia breviceps (pygmy sperm whale), 822 nucleotides long. The record is from RefSeq and is a predicted model, not a curated record. NCBI's taxonomy places the organism in Eukaryota, Metazoa, Chordata, Mammalia, Artiodactyla, Physeteridae.
AUGCGGCUACUCCUGCUCCCCAUCCUGCGGGCCGUGCUGACCUCGGCAUCUCCCCUUCCCACUCACAGGAUGCUCUGGGCCCUCCUGCUCUUGGCCACCUCUGGGGGUGCUCAGAGUAGAGACUGGGACAAGCCCAGCUGCACCGAGGACGUGGUUUCCGUGUUCAGGGGCAGGCCAGCCGUGAUGGCCUGCAGCAUCACCAACCUCUUCUCCCACAUCAACGUCUCCCUGCGAACCUACCACGGGGAGAGCUGGCAGCUCAUCUUCAGUGUAAAGGCCCCAGGAAACUUCUGCCAGGAUGGAUGGCAGCUCUGGGUUCAAGGGGGCGAGGCGCACCUGGUGAUUGAAAAAGCCCAGGACGCCCAGGCAGGGCAGUACAGGUGGAGUCUUGUGGGGCUCCAGAGAAACUUCAGAACCACCACCCUGAACGUCUCAGAGCCCCAAGACACACUCUUCACACCUUCCUGGGGCCUGGAGAUGCUGCUCCCCAAUCUCGAGCCUGACCCCGAAGACAAGAGCCAGGUCCAGGUGGUCCUGCCCAUCCUCGCCCUGGCCGCCCUCUCCGUCCUGCUGGUCUGCUUGCUGGCCUGGUGCAGGUCUGGCUCCCAAAGUUCUCCAAGCUCCGGCAAGUAUGGGCCCCUGUGCCUGGUCUGCGGGCCAGUACACCCUGGAGGAUGGCAUGGGGAGAGCUGGACUUCCUGCUCCUUCCAGGAGACCUACGACGACGUGCGGGCAAUUGGUGUGUCCUCAGCCACACUGGCCCUCUUGCAGACCCUCAGACACACCAGGCGCUUUCUGGCCUCAGGGAUCAUGCACUACUGA